GUUUGCGCCUGCGCAGUGGGCGCUGAGUAUGUAGACAGCUGCGCUGGGGACGCUACCGGAGUCGCCUGGCAACGAUGUCGCCUGGCAACUGAAUAGGUUGGCCACUGGCACGCGCUACUGGAAGCAGAAAGGGCUGCGGAGGCAGUGAGUGGUUUCUGCAGAACUUCAUUUGGAAAGGCCUCUGUCGUUGGGGAUAGGUGGCCCAUUCCCAGAACUCCAUGGAGUUUCCCGUUAACAUCAACACUACCCAGAUUACCACUGCCUAUGGCCAUCGGGCCCUGCCCAAGCUGAAGGAGGAGCUGCAGUCAGAGGACCUCCAGACGAGGCAGAAAGCCCUCAUGGCCCUGUGUGACCUCAUGCAUGACCCCGAGUGUAUCUACAAGGCCAUGAGCAUAGGCUGUAUGGAGAACCUGAAAGUUUUGCUGAAGGAUAGCAACAGCAUGGUGCGGAUAAAGACCACGGAGGUGCUCUUCAUCACGGCGAGCCAUAGCGUGGGCAGAUACGCCUUUCUAGAGCACGACAUCGUCCUUGCCCUGUCCUUCCUGCUGAAUGACCUCAGCCCAGUCUGCCGGGGGAACCUGUACAAGGCAUACAUGCAGCUGGUCCAGGUGCCUAGAGGGGCCCAAGAGAUCAUCAGCAAGGGUCUGAUUUCCCCGCUGGUGUGGAAGCUGCAGGUGGAGCGGGAGGAGGAGUUCCAGGAGCUCAUCCUGGACACACUGGUCCUCUGCCUGCGGGAGGAUGCCACUGAGGCCCUGGGCAGCAACGUGGUGCUUGUCCUGAAGCAGAAGCUCCUCAGUGUCAACGAGAACAUCCGCAGCAAGGCCGCUCAUGCGCUCCUUAAUGUCAGCAUAUCUCGAGAGGGCAAGAAACAGGUGUGUAAGUUUGACGUCAUCCCCAUCCUGGUGCAUCUACUGAAAGACCCGGUGGAGCAUGUGAAGUCUAAUGCCGCCGGGGCCCUGAUGUUCGCCACAGUGAUAACUGAAGGGAAGUAUGCGGCCCUGGAGGCACAAGCCAUCAGCCCGCUCCUGGAGCUGCUGCACUCCCCCAUGACCGUAGCGCGCCUGAACGCCACCAAGGCCCUUACCAUGCUGGCAGAGGCCCCCGAGGGCCGCAAGGUCCUGCAGGUGCACGUGCCCACUUUCCGUGCCAUGGAGGUGGAAUCUCACGAAAAGCCUCAAGUGGCUGAAGCCUUACAGCGGGCAGCCCGGAUCGCCGUCAGUGUCAUCGAGUUCAAACCCUGAGCCCCUCAUCCACCUCUGUGUGUGAAUAAAUGCGCUCAGUCUCUUUA
Mandrillus leucophaeus (drill) is the source of this 1288-nucleotide messenger RNA. RefSeq names its product radial spoke head 14 homolog (Chlamydomonas) (gene RSPH14). The transcript is spliced from 7 exons. Lineage: Eukaryota; Metazoa; Chordata; Mammalia; Primates; Cercopithecidae. The record is from RefSeq and is a predicted model, not a curated record. Gene Ontology annotation, molecular function: protein binding. The coding region runs from base 219 to 1241 and encodes 340 amino acids.